AUGACUCGAACCGAACUACCCCAAUCCGACUUGUUUCCUACCAUCGACCUAGAGCGCCUCGUAGCCAACUCCGGCUCCGAGAAUGCAAAACUACUCGAGGCUUGUAAAUCGAACGGAGUGUUCUAUCUCGACUUUCGAAACUAUGCCGCCACUCGAGACAUUGGCCGGCAAACGGAGGCCAUCUAUGCUGUGUCAGACCGCUACUUCGAGCAGCCCAUCGAGGUGAAGAUGAAGGACUUGAGGAAAGACCAACCAGCCUCUAGUGACCGAGGGUUCAAGUUCUACGAUUUCGAAGAAACCUUCGAGAUCUCGCACGAUGAGAUGCAACAAGGCAGCUCACGGCUGUCUGGUCCGCUCGCAGAAAACGAACCUCUGCUCAGUGAAUUCCACUCACACUGCCACAAAGCUUCGCACCUGAUCCUCUCCCGCUUAGAGGAAGCACUGAACAUCCCCCUCCGGAGCUCCCACCGUCCCGGACAACCCAGCGAGACCGGCCUCAAACUCGUCGCGGAGCCAUCAUUCCCCACAAUCGCCGACGUGCCGGAGACCAAGCAUACGGACAGCGGCACGUUGACGUUCGUCUUCUACGAUAAAUGGGGGCUCCAGACCCAUCUAGCCGAGAAAGGUCCAGAGGACCGGACAGAGAACUGGGCUUUCAUCCCUCCACCUGCACCAGGCUGUGUUAUCGUCCAUGUGGCCAACACGCUGCAGCGGUUGUCAAAGAACCAGUUGCGCUCGCCUGUGCAUCGGACCAGUCAGCCUGAGGAUGGGCAGGAGAAGAGAUACGUUCUCACCUACUUUUUGAGACCGGAGGACGCAGCGAAAACUCAGGCAGUUGCGGCUUAG
Messenger RNA from Aspergillus alliaceus, 846 nucleotides. RefSeq lists its product as uncharacterized. The transcript is spliced from 3 exons. The coding region runs from base 1 to 846 and encodes 281 amino acids. Gene Ontology annotation, molecular function: dioxygenase activity. NCBI's taxonomy places the organism in Eukaryota, Fungi, Ascomycota, Eurotiomycetes, Eurotiales, Aspergillaceae. The record is from RefSeq and is a predicted model, not a curated record.